Molecule: messenger RNA, 2720 nt
Organism: Hydractinia symbiolongicarpus
Lineage: Eukaryota; Metazoa; Cnidaria; Hydrozoa; Anthoathecata; Hydractiniidae
Product: solute carrier family 22 member 15-like
Exons: 8
Coding region: 64-1824 (586 amino acids)
Biological process (GO): transmembrane transport
Cellular component (GO): membrane
Molecular function (GO): transmembrane transporter activity
Source: RefSeq, a predicted model, not a curated record
ACUAUUGUGAGAGCUUUUCUAUUUUUUAGAAACGUUUUUUGCACAUAAUAAUCAAUAACCAGUAUGGAAGACGAUAAAAGUUUUUUAAUACAUGAAAGUGAACUGGAGGACGAGCUAAGUGUACUAUCAGAUGAUGGAUUUGUAACUGCUGACGAAGUAGAUGAAGAAGUUGAGAAGAAACAGAUUGAUAUUGAUGAAUUUCUUAAACAUGGCGGUGAGUGUGGUCGUUAUCAAGUUUUGGUUCAAGGAUGUAUAAUGUUUGCCAUGUUACCCAUGGUAUAUCCUAUUAUGAUUUUUUAUUACAUUGGUUACGACCCACCAUGGAGAUGUUUAUACAACAAUAACAAUAUUACUCGUAGUGUAGACUUUAAUAAAACUUGUAGCAAUUCAUCAAUGAUAUUUCCACAUGAUGAUAGCAGCAGGUGUGACUUAGAUAGAUCUGAAUGGAAUUUUGAUUACCAUAAAAGCACCUUGGUAACUGAGUUUGACUUGGUUUGCAAUAAAAAUUGGUUAGAUGCGUUAACUGGAUCAAUUGUAUUUGUUGGUUGGGGAAUUGGUAUUAUUAUUAGUGGAUUUUUAUCUGAUCGAUAUGGACGUAAAAGAAUUUUGUAUCCCUGUUUAUUCAUGGCCCUACUACUUCUGCUAUUACAUGCAGUUGUAAAUGAAAUGUGGCAACUUCUUGUUAUACGUUUUUUAAUGGGUAUCUUCUAUUCGGCUCCUGCGUUGAAUAGUUACAUCAUGGUUAUGGAGUUGAUUGGUCCAAACAAGCGUGUCAUGGCAACCACUGUUAUUAACUUCAUGUGGCCAAUUGGUGCAUUAGCAAUGACUCUUAAGGCAAAAUAUAUAGACAGCUGGAGAAUAUUUGUAAUAUUGUGUUCGGCACCAUACUUACUUGGGGUUGUGACAGCUUUAUGUGUCCCGGAAUCCGUUCGCUGGUUGAACUUAAAAGGACGAACAAAAGAAGCUGAAGCCAUUUUACGUAAGGCUGCAAAAUACAACAAAAAAAUAUUACCUUAUGUCUCUUUAAAACCUGCAGAAUUAGACAAGAAACACGGUAAAAAAGCUUCAUAUAUUGACCUGCUUAAAAGAUGGAAAUUAGCAAAAUCAAUGUUAGCACAAGCAUUUAUAUGGUUUCAGAGUGGCAUGACAUACUAUGGACUCAACUGGGCAUUUGCAGAUCUUGGUGGCGAUAUGUAUUCCAACUUCAUCCUUUCUUUUCUUGUUGAGUUACCUGGAGUAUUUCUCGUCUGGUUGUUAAUGCAGAAGAUUGGUCGAAAAAAGACGUGUAUAUUAAUGUGUUCUGGUACAGCGCUGGCUUGUUUUGGUGUUGCAUGUGUUCCGAAAGUUGAAAAGUUGAAAGCACUUCGUGUAGCUCUUGGGUUAAUAGGAAAGUUUAUGAUAAGUAAUGUCUUUGUAGUCGUAUACAUGUGGUCUUCAGAAAUAUAUCCAACUGUACUUAGAACACAAGGUAUGGGUAUAAACAUUGUGACCAGCAGAAUAGGUGCUGCAACUUCUCCAUUCAUCAAAAUCUUAGACCAGUUUCAUGUUGCUGCACCAUUUGCAUUGAUGGUUGUCUGUGCUGUGACUGCCACCCUACUGGCAUUGACACUACCAGAAACUCUAGGAAAACCAACACGAGAAACCUUAGAUGACAUGAUAAGCGAUGGCAUUGAGAUGCGUGCUAUUUAUUCACUUAAUGAAGAUGUGGAAUUUCGUGAUGAGCGCUCACCAAUCCCAAAUGACAAUCCAGAUGAACAAGAAGAUGAAGUGGAAGAAACAGAUCCGUUGUUAAUACCUGAGAUUCAAAUGCUACCUGCCACAUGAGUAUCAAAUGUCCAUAUAGUUUAGACUAUUUUAUUAUUAAUUUUAGUAUGUUAAUAUAACAUUAAAACUACCAACAGAAGAAAUCAUGCUUCAAGGAUUAAAAUACAUAGUUUUAACCUUUUUAAACCUAUUUGUAAUUCUUAUCAAUGUUAAAAUGUGCAUUUACAAGAAAAUAAAAAAGGAAUAAACGUUCCAAAUUUUAGGUUAGUAUUUUGCAAUUUAAAUUUUAUUUAUAUAGUUUUAUUAUGCAUUUAUUUGUUGUAUAUAUAUUUGAAUUUUUUUUAAUAUCGUUGGUUUUAUUUUUAAUCUUUUGUUUGUUUUGAAUGUUUGCGUGUUCAUUUGUGUUUUUUGUUAUAAUGUAUUCAUUAACAGUUCUUCACUCGCAGUAAACUACUUCUCCCGUCGUGGCUGUCCUCUGUAACAGUUAGAAUUUCUAAAGCAAAGAGAGCGUGACCUUUCUUAAAUCUUUGUAUAUUUUCUUGAGAUACUGAAAACAAUUUCUACGGAUAUAUAUUCUGUGAUUAAAGCUUGCAGAGUUGCAACCAGAAAGUCAGGAAAAUUGUAACCAAGGUAUGUUAUUCACCAUCAAUUUUAAUUUAUUAAUAUAAGUGUUAUUUAUGGGAAUAUCUAUUUGUGAUAAUUUGUGCAAAAAAAUGUUUCAAAUGUCUUGAGUGGAAUUUAGCUUCAUUAUAUUUAUGUGUGUGGUCAUGUUAAUAUUUUUUUUAAUUUUUUUUUUUCUUAAAUUUUUUUGUUGUGGUGAUAAAUUUUAUUUCUUUGUAGUAUUUUUUAUUUUUUUUUACUAAUUCUUGUUUGUUAUUUCUUCUGCAACAGUUUAUUUAAACAAUAAUAUAACUCAACUCUGUAUAUAGCUAACAUUUUACAUUGCUUUUACUCGA